Messenger RNA from Gavia stellata (red-throated loon), 2367 nucleotides. RefSeq names its product integrin subunit beta 6 (gene ITGB6). The transcript has 15 exons. Gene Ontology annotation, molecular function: integrin binding. The record is from RefSeq and is a predicted model, not a curated record. Lineage: Eukaryota; Metazoa; Chordata; Aves; Gaviiformes; Gaviidae. Gene Ontology annotation, cellular component: integrin alphav-beta6 complex; cell surface; focal adhesion. The coding region runs from base 1 to 2367 and encodes 788 amino acids. Gene Ontology annotation, biological process: cell adhesion mediated by integrin; cell migration; integrin-mediated signaling pathway.
AUGGGGAUUGAAUUGCUUUGCCUCUGUUUCCUAUUCCUGCAAAGAAAUAACUGUGUGCAAGGGACCUGUUCUCAGGGAAGAGCAGUGACUUGUGAAGAUUGUUUGCUUUCCGGAUCACACUGCGCUUGGUGUUUUCAAGAGAAUUACACGGACUCGGCUGGAAUUCAUGGGAGGUGUGAUACCCCAGAAAACCUUUUGUCAAAAGGAUGCCAGUUGAAUUUGAUUGAAUUUCCCAUUUCAGAAGUAGAAAUUCACAGAAACAAGCCCCUAACUGUAGCGACCCAGAACAAUUCUGAUGUCACACAGAUUUCUCCUCAAAAAUUAACUCUCAGGCUGCGACCAGGACAUGAAGAAACAAUACAGAUCAAGGUUCGCCAAACUGAAGAUUAUCCAAUUGAUCUCUAUUACCUCAUGGAUCUUUCAGCCUCCAUGGAUGAUGAUCUGAAUACAAUCAAAGAACUGGGUUCAACUCUUUCCAAAGAAAUGUCAAAACUGACAAGCAACUUCAGACUGGGGUUUGGCUCUUUUGUUGAAAAACCAGUUUCACCGUUUAUCAAAACUACAGCUGAAGAAAUAAACAACCCUUGCAGAAGUGUGCCAUACGAGUGCUUACCCACCUUUGGAUACAAACAUGUUUUGCCACUAACAAAUGAUGCUGAAAAAUUCAAUGAAAUUGUGAAAGGACAGCGAAUCUCUGCUAAUAUAGACACUCCAGAAGGAGGAUUCGAUGCAAUUAUGCAGGCAGCUGUUUGCAAGGAAAAAAUUGGAUGGAGGAAUGAUUCUCUACAUUUGCUGGUGUUUGUGACUGAUGCUGAUUCCCAUUUUGGGAUGGACAGUAAACUAGCAGGGAUUGUUAUUCCUAAUGAUGGGAACUGUCAUUUGGACCACAAUAAUGAAUAUUCCAUGUCAACUGUUCUGGAGUAUCCCACAAUUGGACAAUUAAUUGACAAACUUGUGCAAAACAAUGUUUUACUGAUUUUUGCUGUAACGAAAGAGCAAGUUCACAUAUAUGAGAACUAUGCAAAGCUUAUUCCUGGAGCUACUGUUGGACGACUACAGAAGGAUUCUGGAAAUAUUCUCCAGUUGAUCAUUGCUGCAUAUCAGGAGCUGAGGUCCGAGGUGGAACUGGAGGUCUUGGGAGAGACAGAAGGGCUCAAUCUCUCUUUCACGGCCAUCUGUAACAACGGGACCCUUUUUCCACGUCAGAGGAACUGCUCUCAUGUGAAAGUGGGAGACACAGUCUCUUUCAACGUGACUGUAGGUCUCUCCUCUUGUGAAAAAACCAGAAGGCAUAUUGUGAUAAAACCAGUGGGGCUCAGUGACACACUGGAAAUAGAAAUUCAUCCCCAAUGCAGCUGUAACUGUCAGGCAAAGGCCGAGAUGAACAGCCCAAAAUGCAACAGAGGGAAAGGAUCGUUCGAGUGCGGGGUGUGCGUCUGCAGCCCGGGGUACGUGGGGCCACGCUGUGAAUGCGAUGAGAGCUCCCUCGGCACCAGCUCCUGCAAGGACUCGGCAGAGCAGAGCUCCUGCAGCGGGAGAGGUGACUGCUACUGCGGGCAGUGCGUUUGCCACCCAUCCCUGUACGGAAAGGUGUACGGGCCACGCUGUGAAUGCGAUGACUUCUCGUGUGUGAGACACAGAGGGCUCCAGUGUGGAGGCAAUGGUGACUGUGAUUGUGGGGAAUGCACGUGCCACAGUGGAUGGACUGGUGAAUACUGUAAUUGCACAACUGACACCAGCGCCUGCAUUGCUGAGGAUGGGACGCUGUGCAGUGGGAGAGGCGAAUGCAUCUGUGGGACAUGUGCUUGCACCCAUCCGGGGGCUUCAGGCCAAACGUGUGAAAAAUGCCCUCUCUGCGGUGACCCUUGCAGUUCCAGGCGGAGCUGUGUGGAAUGUCACUUGGCUUCUGAUGACAAGUCACCGGGAGAAUGCAGUGAAAAAUGCAAAUUGGUUGAUGCGACUGUCAGCACUGCAGAGGAUUAUUCAGAGGAUAAAUCCAUUCCCUGCUCUUUGCAGGGGGAAAAUGAAUGUAUAACCACAUUUCUACUGGCUAUGGAUGAACAGGGAAGGACAGUCAUUCAUAGCAUAGAACAGAAAGAUUGCGCACAGCUUCCAAAUAUCCCAAUGAUAAUGGUGGGUGUCACUCUCGCUAUCCUUCUCAUUGGCAUUGUUUUACUUUGUAUAUGGAAAUUACUGGUAUCGGUUCAAGAUCGGAAAGAGGUGGCCAAGUUUGAAGCAGAAAAAUCGAAAGUUAAAUGGCAAACGGAAACAAAUCCACUGUACAGAGGCUCAACAACCACUUUUAAAAAUGUAACUUACAGAAACCAAGAAAAGCAAAAAGGGGCCAUGGCUGCAGAUUUCUACUAG